Messenger RNA from Homo sapiens (human), 2313 nucleotides. It is a transcript of the gene FAAP24, whose product is annotated as FA core complex associated protein 24. The transcript has 5 exons. Gene Ontology annotation, cellular component: Fanconi anaemia nuclear complex; nucleus. NCBI's taxonomy places the organism in Eukaryota, Metazoa, Chordata, Mammalia, Primates, Hominidae. Bases 119 to 766 code for a protein of 215 amino acids. Gene Ontology annotation, biological process: interstrand cross-link repair. The record is from RefSeq and is marked validated.
GUGAACCCGGAAGGUGGCGCGGCCACCAGUAACAUGAUCUCUAGACUGGGACGGUGGGGUUCCUGCCGGCUGUAUUCGGGCCUUGGACUGGACUGAGAAGCUACGGUGGAGACCAUCCAUGGAAAAGAACCCCCCUGAUGAUACGGGCCCCGUGCACGUGCCUUUGGGGCAUAUUGUGGCCAAUGAGAAAUGGCGCGGGUCACAGCUGGCGCAGGAGAUGCAAGGGAAAAUUAAGCUCAUUUUCGAGGAUGGCUUGACACCAGACUUUUAUCUGUCGAACAGAUGCUGCAUUCUUUAUGUCACCGAAGCUGAUUUGGUGGCAGGAAAUGGCUACAGAAAGAGGCUUGUUCGGGUUAGAAAUUCCAAUAAUCUUAAAGGAAUUGUAGUCGUUGAAAAAACCCGGAUGAGUGAACAAUACUUCCCAGCCCUACAGAAGUUUACUGUGCUGGACCUUGGAAUGGUGCUGCUUCCAGUGGCCAGCCAGAUGGAAGCAUCCUGCCUCGUCAUCCAGUUGGUUCAAGAGCAAACCAAAGAGCCCAGUAAGAACCCUCUUCUCGGGAAGAAACGGGCCCUGCUGCUGUCUGAGCCUUCGCUCCUUCGAACCGUGCAGCAGAUCCCAGGAGUUGGAAAAGUUAAAGCUCCCCUUCUCCUCCAGAAGUUUCCAAGCAUCCAGCAACUGAGUAAUGCUUCCAUUGGGGAACUGGAGCAGGUGGUCGGACAAGCAGUGGCACAGCAGAUCCAUGCCUUCUUCACGCAGCCCAGGUGAGGGCUGGCCUCAGGGCCACGGCAUCUUCUCCUGAGACCACAAACACCAGGAUCUUGUUUUCAGCUUUAAAAACCAAGAGAAUGGGCCGGGUGCACUGGCUCACGCCUCUAAUCUCAGCACUUUGGGAGGCCGAAGACAGCGGAUCAUCUGAGGUCAGGAGUUCAAGACCAGCCUGGCCAACAUGGAGAAACCCCUAAAAAUAGGAACAAUUAGCCAGGCAUGGUGACAGGUGCCUGUAAUCCCAGCUACUUGGGAGGCCGAGGCAUGAGAAUCACUUGAACCCGGGAGGCGGAGGUUGCAGUGAGCUGAGAUCGUGCCACUGCACUCCAGCCUGGGCACCAGAGCGAGACUCCGUCUCAAAGAAAACAACAAAAAAAAAAAAAAAAGAAAAAGGAUUUUCUCCAGCAGCAACCAGUGAAAGAUGAGGCGAGGCUUGAAUGGAGCCCGUGGGUCGUCCUGCCUUAGCGUCUGAGUUCAGCUUGUGAAGUUAGUGGGCCGCAGAGGGCACUGCCUUCAUUCUGCUAAGACGAAAAGGGCUGGUGGGAUCUUCGCAAGAGAGUCAGGGACUCACACUCAGCAAAAAGCAUUAGGGCCGAUUUUAAUGUGCGACCUUGACCUGCAUCUGUCAUGGAAAGUGCCUUCUAAAAAGCUUCAGUGGUGGAUGUGACCAUCUGAAGGAAACAAAUGUACAAGGAAGCACUGUGUAUCCUAAGCCCUGGGUUCCCAGAGUUUCACCUGCUGUUCAUCAGGUCUGGCCUUCAUAUACCCGUACUGCGAGGGCUGUUUCCAAUGUAAAUAAAUAACUGCGCAACAGUUCCUUCCUCCUUUCCUUUGUUCCUCCCUCCCCCCGGCCUUUUUUUUUGGCAGAUGUACAGUUUGUUUAUAAUCACUGCAUAUGUCUUCUGCACACAGAAAGUAUGAAGUCUGAAGUUCCCACUUAAAGUUGAAAACUCAACGGCCGGGCAUAGUGGCUCACACCUGUAAUCCCAGCACUUUGGGAGGCCAAGGGGGGUGAAUCACAAGGUCAGGAGAUCCAGACCAUCCUGGCCGACAUGGUGAAGCCCUGUCUCUACUAAAAAUACAAAAAUUAGCUGGGUGUGGUGGCACACACCUGUAAUCCCAACUACUCAGGAGACUGAGGCACGAGAAUCGCUUGAACCCAGGAGGUGGAGGUUGCAAUGGGCCGAGAUUGCACCACUGCACUCCAGCCUGGAUGACAGAGUGAGACUCCAUCUCAAAAAAAAAAAAAAAAAAUUUAAAGUUGAAAACUCAACAUGCAUGAGGCAGAACAGGCUGUGUUUGUAUAUGAAAGGCCCAACAAUGGAAGGAUACAAGAAAAUGAUGGCAGCAGCUGCAUCUAGUGAGGGAAGCAGGGGCUGGGGAUCAAAAGGUACAAAUUGCCCAUUCAAAAAAUAGACACAGGCCAGGCACAGUGGCUCACACCUGUAGUCCCAGCACUUUGGGAGGCUGAGGUGGGAGGAUUGCUUGAGUCCAGGAUUUCGAGAUCAGCCUGGGCAACAUGGCAAGACCCCAUCUCUACAAAAAAA